Messenger RNA from Sclerotinia sclerotiorum 1980 UF-70, 171 nucleotides. RefSeq lists its product as hypothetical. The record is from RefSeq and is a predicted model, not a curated record. The transcript has a single exon. The coding region runs from base 1 to 171 and encodes 56 amino acids. Lineage: Eukaryota; Fungi; Ascomycota; Leotiomycetes; Helotiales; Sclerotiniaceae.
AUGGAAACUCGAGCAAAUAAUCUUAAUUUGACUGAAAAAGAAGAAGAGGUGCUUAUUCAGUAUAUUAUCGAUAUGGAUGAGAGAGAGUUUGCACCUAAAUUAAGUAAUAUAGAAGAUAUGGCGAAUUAUAUUCUUGAAUCAAGAAAUGCGAAGAAGAUUGGAAAGCUCUAG